Boleophthalmus pectinirostris (great blue-spotted mudskipper) is the source of this 1685-nucleotide messenger RNA. It is a transcript of the gene cstpp1, whose product is annotated as centriolar satellite-associated tubulin polyglutamylase complex regulator 1. The transcript is spliced from 9 exons. Bases 153 to 1151 code for a protein of 332 amino acids. Lineage: Eukaryota; Metazoa; Chordata; Actinopteri; Gobiiformes; Gobiidae. The record is from RefSeq and is a predicted model, not a curated record.
CAUCUCAGGAGCAUCAAUCGUUCCGAGCUAGAGCUACCGCAAUAAACCAUCAAAUCAGCUCAGAUACGACUUUCACUUAUUAUUCACAGAUUGUUUGUGAUACUAAAAUCAUACAUAUACUCUGGGCGUGCCUUUUAAUUUGGACCACCAAAAUGAGUCGCUUUAAUUCCAUGGUUCCUGUCGAAGAAUAUCUCGCGGACAGUAAUGUGAUGUUCUACUUAUGUGAUGCUGUGACCCAACUUUUGGAACAUAAAGAAGAAUACACGCAGUUUGGUGUGAUCCGUUAUUUUGCUGAAUAUUUCAGCAGUGUGAAAAACAGCAACCACAUACUCUUCAGAGAAUAUAGCUACAUAAAGGCUACUCCUCACAACAGAACAUCUUUCAUCAGAGUAUUCUGGAGAUGCUACAGACAGAUUGGAAAGAGUGGUGAUCUAUUGUCUAUGCUGGAGUACAGGUCCUUGCUACAACUACUGUGUCCUGACUUUCCCAUGGAGGUAGUGCAAUGUGCAGCCCGGAUUGUCCUGAUGGAUGAUGCUAUAGAUUGCCUGAUGUCCUUUUCUGACUUUCUCUAUGCCUUUCAACUACAAUUGUACUACCAAGAGUUUCUGGAAAGCAUCCUGGAGAUUUAUCAAGAUUUGCUUGCUGGAAAGAGUCCUAACACAGUCAUUGUUCCCACCUCCACAUCCGUUGAACAGCUCCCUCCUGUGGCUGCAGAAGAGAAUGACAAAGAAGAGCAGCAGCAGGAUGGAGUCGAGACAUCAACUCUGGCACAAUGUAUAGAAGCCCUCUGUGACCGCUUCAAACACAAUUAUCCUCCUAGGUCAUGUAUGAGAGACAUCCUGAAACAAAAUGACAAAGUCUCAUACUACAGCUUUCUCAUGAGCUUGGCAAAACAUGAAACUGUCAAUCGAACAAUUGGAGCACUACCAAGCAAAGCUGAGCUGCUCAUUGACCCAGAGAUGGACCAAGAAUUAGACAAACUAAUUACACAGAUCUCUGUGAGCCCAGGCAGUAACAGCAGCGGCAGUGCAGUGGGGGCCCUGAAGGAAGCCCAGAGGAAAGCCUCUCCUCGAAGGAACAUCCACCACAAGAGAAGGAUGGAGGUGGAGAGUGAUGGCUCCACAGAAGAGACUGACUCCUCUGAAAACUGAACUUACGCCUCGAAGCAAUCAUGUUUUUAUUGAGAGAGCAACCAGUAUGUAAAACAUGCCAUUAUUUAAAUGUUGUCUAAUCAAGUACAUUUCUGAAAAUGUUUCAAAGCGGAUUAUACAAAAUUUUUGCUAACAAUGCUGUUUUUGUUUCAUUUUUUAUUAGGUUUUAUUUUUUUGUGUCCUAGAAAAUGUUGUGGGAUUUACCUCUGGGUCACUCAUCUCAUGCAUAAAACUGUGUUUAAAAGUAUUCUACAUAUUACUUAUUUAUUAAUAUGAAAUUAAUUGAAUUUACUAACUAUAAAAAGUCAUUGGAUAUUGGUUUCUAUCUCUGUCUUGUACUUUCUGUUGUAGUAUUGAAUAGAAAUUGGUGAAUACUUGUAUACCUGUACAAAAAAGUGCAUAUCAUUUUGUCAAACACAUAGACAAGGCAAAACAAAUUACUUUGAAUUAACAUUUACAUUUUUUCUGCUCAAUGAAAAUACCAAACAUGGGAGGAUAUAUCGCACUCUUUCCAACAUGUAUUUAAUUCAGCUU